Molecule: messenger RNA, 4488 nt
Organism: Nymphalis io (European peacock)
Lineage: Eukaryota; Metazoa; Arthropoda; Insecta; Lepidoptera; Nymphalidae
Gene: Psf
Product: hrp65 protein-like
Exons: 11
Coding region: 150-2075 (641 amino acids)
Biological process (GO): regulation of DNA-templated transcription
Cellular component (GO): nucleus
Molecular function (GO): RNA binding
Source: RefSeq, a predicted model, not a curated record
GCCAUUUUGUAACUAUCAGCGGCGUCACUGCUUGUGUUCGUUGCAAUAUUAUUGCAAAAGAUACUUUAAUUGUGUAAAAACUGCAAAGAACUACUUAUUUUUAGUAAAUUUGAGAAUCACUAGUUGAACUUAAUAUUUAUUGUUAAGCAAUGCAAAUGCAAGGAAUGAAUCAAUACGGAAAUAGAGGUUAUGGAGGACCUCCACAACCUCAGCGUCAAGGAGGUAGACGCGGAAACAAUAGAGGAGGCUUUCGCAAUUCUCGAUUUGAGCAUAAUCAAAGAGGAGGGCCAAAUCAUCUAGGAGGUCAACGUCCUAACAAUGAGAUGCCUAAGCCUGUGCAACAGAAUGAUAAACCACCACAACAAUUGCCGCAACAACCACCCCAAAAUCAACAAGCACAAUCUAUUCAAAAAGAUAAAGAAAUACCAGCUCCUCAACCUCAACAACAGCAGCAACAGUCACAGCAGAAGCAGUCACCUCAGCCACAAAAACCUCAACAACCACAUCCAAAACCUCAACCACAAAAUCAGCAGCAGCAACAACAACAGCAGCAGCCACAACAAUUGCCAAACCAAGGCAAUAUUUCAAAAUCUGAUUCUCAAGACAAUGUUGAUAAAUCAAUGCCUAAUGAACAAAAACAUCAAAACCAAAAUAAUCAAGGCACAUUCCAAAAAAAUAUUAAUGGAAACUUUGGAGGAAAUAAACCUGGUGCAUGGGGUCAAGGUGGACCUGGCAUAAAGCAGGGUGGUAAUUUUGGGCCAAAGGGCUUUAACCAGAAACCCGGAGGUCCUGGACAAGGACCAGCACGUAAUCAACAAAGAAAUUCUAAUCGUGGUACUCAACAAGAGGGAGGAAAACCUGUGCAGAGAGAGGAACAUAUGUUAGCAAAUAAGUUGAAGGACCUUAUGGGGCCGUUGAUUGAUUUGCCACCACUUGAACAAACUGAAGUUAAGUUCAAUGGAAGAAGCCGUUUGUAUAUUGGAAAUCUAUCAAAUGAUGUGACUGAAGAAGAGAUUCAGAAUUUGUUCAGUCAGUUUGGAGAGGCUGCUGAGCUAUUUAUAAAUAAAGAAAAAAACUUUGGUUUUAUCAAAAUGGAUUAUAGAGUAAAUGCUGAGAAGGCAAAACGUGAGUUGGAUGGCAAGAUGAGAAAUGGCAGAAAUCUUAGAGUUAGAUUUGCACCUCACAACAGCGCUGUGCGCGUGAAGAACUUACCACCUUUUGUGUCAAAUGAGUUACUGCAUCGUGCUUUUGAGAUAUUCGGUAAAAUUGAAAGGUCAUAUGUCAAAGUUGAUGAGAGAGGAAAAACAUUAGGAGAAGGCAUUGUUGAAUUUGCAAGAAAACCUAGUGCUCUAUCUGCUAUUCGAAACUGCAAUGAGAGAUGCUUUUUCUUAACUUCGUCACUACGUCCAGUCAUUGUAGAAAGUUUGGAGGAACCUGAUGAAUUUGAUGGCUAUCCUGAAAAGAAUAUACCUAGAAAACAUCCAGAGUUCUUGCGCGCCAGAGAGAUGGGACCACGAUUCUCCGAGCCUGGCAGCUUUGAACAUGAAUAUGGAACAAGAUGGAAGCAGCUGCAUGAACUCCAUCGCCAGAAGGAGGAGGCGCUGAGAAAGGAGCUUGCCGCUGAGGAAGAGAAACUAGAGGCCCAGAUGGAGUAUGCCAAGUACGAGCACGAGACGGAGCUGCUGCGCGAGCAGCUGCGCCAGCGCGAGCAGGAUCGCGAGCGACAGAAGCGCAGCUGGGAGAUGGCCGAGCGCGCCGCCGACGAGCGCCGCGAGGCCGAGCGCCAGCAGCGCCUGCGCCACGAGGAGGAGCUGUCGCAGCGCAUGCGCCAGCAGGACGACGAGCUGCGCCGCCGCCAGCAGGAGAACACGCUCUUCGUGCAGGCACAGAGGCUCAACUCGAUGCUUGAUCGUCAGGAGCAGGGCAUGUUCGAUCAUCAGCAGCCUAUGGAUGGAGGCUUCAGAGAGCAGUUCGACAUGCCACGUGGAGGUUAUGACGACAUGCAGCAGAAUCGCGGUGGUUGGGAUUCAUCGCGCCAAAUGGAUGAUUUUCCUAAUAAACGUCGACGCUUUUAAAUAAUUACACACUUGCGGUUCAUAGCCCGACUCUGUUAUGGGAUAUCCGCUCUACUAGAUACAUUUUUACUUUUGAUUGUGAUCAUAUAGGGGAAUGAUGUCCAUUUAGUAGCGACGACUUAUGUACUGAUUGUAUUAGCUUCAGUUAAAAUGUCUAUAUCCUAUUUGAAAUGAUCAAGGGUAACGUUUAAUAAGAUGUGCAUUGUCCGUGAAUAAAACACUUUCAAUCGUUUAAUUUUUAAUAUCACACUGUAUUAAUUGUAAGAUUUAGAAUAGCAAAUUUUUUACCAGCGGAGAACUUCUAAUGGAGAACUAUAAGAAUAUAAUUUUUAUGUAAAGUGUAUGGGCCUGUGCACUCAUUUUCUUCUAAAACAUAAUCGUAGUACAUUAUUUAUUGUAAGGAUGUAGUUUUUAAGUCUUAUAUGAUGCAUAGGUGGAUUUUAACUAUGAAAUAAUACAUGUCGUAUCGUCUCGUUCUUGAAUGUUAAAAAAGCAAUUUCUUAAACUCCGACACUCCUGUCGGCUCAGAUAAAACAUAAAAAUAUAUUAAUUUCAUAUAUAUAUGUAAUUAUAUUUCAAACUGCAAUGUUACUAGUAACUAAUUACGCAUAAAUUAUAAUUAUUAUUGUUGAAAUAAGAAUACAAAAAAGCUACUUCUAAUUUUUUUUAUUAAAAGCAUGAAUAGUGCUUAUUUUAAACCUCCUUAUUACGUAAAAUAGAUAAAAAAAACAUUUCACAAUCAUGGUUAUGUUUAUGACGAUAUAUAACGCGAAAUAAGCAGCCUGAUUAAUUUUAUAUUUUAAGUGUUUAAUAAUAUUACAUGACAAAAGCGAAUGUAUCGAUAGUUUUGUGGGAAAUAACACUUAUUGAACACUGAUAUGAAUUUCUGUUGUUUCUUUUAGGACAAUACAGCUGAUGCUUUUCCAAAUGAUUAUCGACACAGUGCUAAAAAAAUGAGAAAAAACAUUAAUAUUAUAAUACUUACGUCUUAUAUAUAACAUUCGAGUAACUCCGGCAUCAACUAUUCUCUUGAUCUUAGUGACUAGAAAUGUCCUUUUUUCGGGAUGUGACAUAACAUAGAAAAUAUUUGUUAACUGAUUGACUCAUACUUAACGCAGAAGCACGAUAUUAUUUUAUAAAUUCUUUCUCAAAUUUUCCAGUUCAUUUUUGCUACAACUCUAUGCUCGUCUCUGGGGGUUUCGUUACAAGGCAAAACUAUCGAUAUUUUUGCAAUCGCUUUCUAUUUUAAGGUGUGGCGAUGAUCGUGUCAUACGUGGGUACUACUAGCGAUGUCUAUAAUAUAUUUUGACAAGGAUUUGGCCAGAAUUACAUUUAUCAGAAUCAAUUCGCAAUUUAGCUUUAUGGUUUAGUUACUUGUUGUACACUUCCAGCUAAAUCCUUCAUUAGAUUAAGCAAUGCAUUCAUAUCCAGUUAAUGAUCGUUAGCAUCCUUUAACUAUAAUUACACCCAUUUAAAACACAAAAAUGCGGAAGUUGAAUCUAUGCCGAAAUAAGAAUGUUCGCAUCUUCAUACAACAAAACUAUUUUUAAUUGAUAAGAAGAAUCGAUGUUGAUAUGUGUAAUUCAAGACUUGGACAGAAGGUCACGGUAGCGCUACGGAUAAUAUUACAUUAAAAAAGGGUUAUCUUAACGAUGUCAAACCUAGUAAUUAUCUUGUUUCAUUCUACUUAACUAAAAUAAUUUUAAAACAUGUGACAAAAGGAUGUGUUGGUACUUAAUAGCGGGAAUGCUAUACAAAUGCACCUAAAACCGUACAUUUCAUAGUGUGCGUACGCUCAUUUGGUCUAUUAUGACAUUCUAUACCAGUUUUAAUGUUCUUAUUUUUGCCGUUUAAAAAUUAUACUGGAAACAGUUAAUUUAAUAAGUGACGUGUUCAAAUUAUAGAUACCUAUAUUUAAAAGAUUUAUAUUUAGGAUCGCGGUCCCGCGUUUGAGUUAUCGAAUUAAAGGAAUUUGCAUGGACGACUUGCCCAAAAUAUUUACGUCCGUUUAUAUUUGCUACCCGAGUUCAACCACCUGUUUGGUUAUUAAGACACACGUUUGAUUUAGCUGACAACUUUAACACAAAUAUAUUAAAUGAAAUAUUAAAAAACGUGUUAACCAUAAUGCGGCACUCAGAUAGUAAACAAUAAACUUUCUACCAAAUUAUUUUUUCGAACAAAAUUGCAUGCAUUGGUCAUAUCCACCUCUGUCACUUAAGGUAAAUUGUAUAAUGAUAUAAUUUUGUGUGUUAGGAUGCUAAAUCUGUCUUAAGUUUAUACUAAGUACGUGAGUCUUAGUUAAAAUUUCUUAUAUUUAACUGAAUUUAGUUUAUUAGUAGGAUCAUAGAAUAAACCUUGUAAUUUUUCUAAGUUAUACUAAAUAAAUAAACAAUUUAAUUAAAAACGAAUGACU